Messenger RNA from Cokeromyces recurvatus, 1010 nucleotides. RefSeq names its product S-adenosyl-L-methionine-dependent methyltransferase. The transcript is spliced from 3 exons. The record is from RefSeq and is a predicted model, not a curated record. Gene Ontology annotation, molecular function: methyltransferase activity. Lineage: Eukaryota; Fungi; Mucoromycota; Mucoromycetes; Mucorales; Mucoraceae. The coding region runs from base 13 to 903 and encodes 296 amino acids.
UUAAUACUGGAUAUGUCUUAUGUCUUAACACUCGAUGAUGCUGAACAAGAUAGAAUGGUAGAACAGCAUUAUUUAUUACGUACAGCAUUCGGAUCUGACUUUAAUUCACCUAUUCGUUCACAACUACGAAAGGGGAUUGUCGUCUUGGACGUUGGCUGUGGCCCUGGUACUUGGACAAUGGAAAUGAGUACCGCUUUCCCUCAAUCUACUUUUAUUGGCAUUGAUCAAAAGGUAUUCUAUCCAAGAGACAUCAAGCCACGUAAUUGCCAUUUUAGGACAUGUGAUUCUAUUGUGGCACACAACAACCAUGAUAAUCCUACUAACAAUGCAGUUCCAUUGUUACCCUUUCCUGAUAAUAGUAUUGAUUACAUUUAUCAACGUGAUAUGAACUGGGCAUUAAAAGGACAAGUCUGGCAACUUUUAUUACUUGAAUAUCAGCGUGUUCUAAAACCAGGAGGUUGGAUUGAGUUUGUUGAGCCAGAACUUGAAACACAAAAUAGUCUUGAAAAUGAAUGUUUUAUGAAUGAUAAAUUGAUUCAUGGACUAAGCUUACGUCAACAAGAUCCUUAUGUUGUUCAUCGUUUACCUACUUUACUUUCUAUUCACGGAUUUAAACGUGUAGAAGAUAUAUCUCAAAUGUUUCCAUUAGGCUGGGGUACCUUUAAUGAAACAAAUUCAUCCAUUAUCACGACUACACCACAAGGGCAUUGUUCUGAAUUUGCAAGAGCUAUGUCAAGUCAAUAUCUCUUUUUAUUAAAAUCUUUAAAGCCUUGGUUAUCUAUCGUCAUGAAUCUUAGUUCUGAAAAAUAUGAUGACUAUAUCACUAGUUUACCAGAAGAAUGGAGGCAUGCACACACUUAUAUUAAAUGGCAUUCUAUCAUUGCUCAAAAACCAUAUAUAUAAAUAAUAAAAAUAAUAAAAAUAUAUGUAACUAUAUACAUAUAUUUAUAUAUAUAUAAGAAUAUGUAUAAAAAGAUAUACAUAUAUACAUAUAUGUAUACAUAUUUAUU